AUGACAUCAAAGGCCAACGUCUUGGUGGUUGGUACCGGUGGUGUCGGCACCAUGGCUGUGUACGCCCUGGAAUCUGGCGGUCAUGCCCGUGUGACUGCAGUACUGCGCUCUAAUUAUGAGACGGUUGUGGCGAAGGGUUUCAGCUUUGACUCUGUCAGUCAUGGCAAAGUAUCUGGGUGGAAACCCACCGCAGGCAAGUACCCCGUAGUUAUGAGGAACCUAACGUUGAGAAAACAUCUGCUGACGCUCAUGCAUUUCGCGACAGUCACCAAUGAGGUACCAUCUGCCGAACAGGCCGAUCAGCCCUUUGACUUCAUUGUGGUGACUACCAAAAACACCCCUGACGUUCCCCCAACGGUGGCGGAUCUGAUUGUCCCGGCGGUGACAGCGGGUCACACCAUCAUCGUCCUCGUGCAGAACGGAAUGAAUAUAGAAAGUCCGGUGCAGCAGGCGUUCCCGAGCAACAUGGUCCUGUCGGGCGUCUCCUAUAUCGGUGCCAAGGAGGUCACUCCCGGGCAUAUCUGGCAGAGUGAUCCAGAUGUCCUCUUCAUCGGACCUUUUGUCCAUCCUGCUAUUUCCAAGCAGACCGGGCUGGCGGCAGCAAAACGGUUUGUCGACAUCUACAAUGCAGGAGGGAAGGUUGAGUGUCAACUCGACGACGACGUGGCAGCACGCCGUUGGAGAAAGUUGAUUUACAAUGCCAGCUACAAUCCUGUCUGUGCCAUUACUCAGAUGGACACUAGUCGCCUCCGGCUUGCCAAGUCCCCUAUCGAUGGCUUGGUACGGCCCUUGAUGGGCGAAAUCAUCACUGCCGCCGGCGCUCACGGUAUUGAGUUGCCUACUAGCCUGAUCGAUAUCAUGGUGAACGCCGAAGACAUCGAUGAAUACUUCGAGCCGAGUAUGCAGCAGGAUAUAGCUAAGGGAAAUCUGACCGAGUAUGAAAACAUAGUUGGCGAACCCCUUCGUGCAGCAGAGAGUAAAGGUGUCGCGACACCAACUUUGAGACUGAUAUAUGAGGUAAUGAGGGCUCUGCAAUGGAGAACAAAAGAAAGAAAAGGCUUGAUCCAGAGUUUACCGCCGAAGAGGAACUGA
Molecule: messenger RNA, 1092 nt
Organism: Fonsecaea multimorphosa CBS 102226
Lineage: Eukaryota; Fungi; Ascomycota; Eurotiomycetes; Chaetothyriales; Herpotrichiellaceae
Exons: 2
Coding region: 1-1092 (363 amino acids)
Cellular component (GO): cytoplasm
Molecular function (GO): oxidoreductase activity
Source: RefSeq, a predicted model, not a curated record